This is a messenger RNA of Nakaseomyces glabratus, 483 nucleotides long. RefSeq names its product 60S ribosomal protein eL21 (gene RPL21A). The record is from RefSeq and is a predicted model, not a curated record. Gene Ontology annotation, cellular component: cytosolic large ribosomal subunit; ribosome. Gene Ontology annotation, molecular function: structural constituent of ribosome. Lineage: Eukaryota; Fungi; Ascomycota; Saccharomycetes; Saccharomycetales; Saccharomycetaceae. Gene Ontology annotation, biological process: translation.
AUGGGUAAAUCUCACGGUUACAGAUCUCGUACUCGUUACAUGUUCCAACGUGACUUCCGUAAGCACGGUGCUAUUGCAUUGUCCACUUACUUGAAGGUCUACAAGGUUGGUGACAUUGUCGAUAUCAAGGCUAACGGUUCCAUCCAAAAGGGUAUGCCACACAAGUUCUACCAAGGUAAGACCGGUGUUGUCUACAACGUCACCAAGUCUUCCGUUGGUGUCAUCGUUAACAAGAUGGUUGGUAACAGAUACUUGGAAAAGAGAUUGAACUUGAGAGUCGAACACGUCAAGCACUCCAAGUGUAGACAAGAAUUUUUGGACAGAGUUAAGUCUAACGCUGCCAAGAGAGCUGAAGCCAAGGCCCAAGGUAAGGCUGUCCAAUUGAAGAGACAACCAGCUCAACCAAGAGAAGCCCGUGUCGUCUCCACUGAAGGUAACGUUCCUCAAACUUUGGCCCCAGUCGCUUACGAAACCUUCAUCUAA